This is a messenger RNA of Theileria annulata, 1806 nucleotides long. RefSeq lists its product as uncharacterized. The coding region runs from base 1 to 1806 and encodes 601 amino acids. The record is from RefSeq and is a predicted model, not a curated record. Lineage: Eukaryota; Apicomplexa; Aconoidasida; Piroplasmida; Theileriidae. The transcript has 2 exons.
AUGGCUUACACCUUAUUGUUAAAGGUACUCCUACUACUGACACAUCUUGUUACCCUUCUGCUCGGAGCCCUAAUUCUGGAGCUGAUUCUAUUUUUUAGAAAAAAUAAUGAAAAACAGAUUCUUUUAUCAACUCUAUCAACGACCUCGUUCUUCAACUCACUCCAGGAUGAGGACCUAAUUUCAUUUCGGAGCCACUUUUUGAGCUCAUGGCAAAGGUUCGGAACUAUUGUAUUCGCAUCAACAUGUUUCUGCUCAAUAGGAUUCAUAUCCACAUUAUGUACAUUACAUUUCGCAGAAGAUGCGGGUGACUCGAACUUCUUAAAAUCCUUUUGGACCUUUGACGCAUUGUUAUGCUCAUUUAUACUAUUUUUCGUAAUCCCACUAGGGCUGUCAAACAAGUACGUGUCAAUGAAGAAGAGCCUUCAACUAAGCCAGAAGAUUCUAAGACCAAUGGCCUUCAUGCUGAUAUGGAUAGCAGUAGGCGUAGUUUUCGGGAACUUAGUGCUACACGACAUGUUUGGAUUUAUGGAAAACAACAAAGUAGGGUUCACAUUCACGUGCAUCUAUUACAUGUGCGGGUUCGGACUGUUCUUCGUGGCACUGUUGGUGGGAUUCUCAGGAAUUUAUUUCCCAUACCUACUGUACAUUAUAAAGAGAGAUGUCUCAUCAGUUAGACAACUAGAAAGACUAAUCUCAGACUGUAAUAAGGCUAAAAGAGACCUUAAGCUAAAAAUGAUAGAAAACAACGUAUAUUUCUCAGAAGAUGAGUCUGAAGAAGAAGAUGACAUGGUUAAUAUAGACCCAGAAUCACCAACAAGAAGUAAACAAAGGUUGGAUGAAAAUACACCUCACUCCUCUAGAGAAGGUAACCAAUUGCUAACGUCAUACCUACCAGCUGAAAUGUGUGUUAACUUAGAUCCUCAAGAGUUUGGAAACCGUUCAGUUCCAACUUCCAGAGUGGAAUCAUUUUUUGGUAAACUAAGAUCAAUGAAACUAAGAGUGUCCAGCACACUAUAUAGAUUAAAAUACUCUAAACAUAUAAGACAGCCUCCAUCAGAUCUACAAAUCACACUAGACUCAGGUUUUAACAUGUGGCUAAUGAUGAACCAACUUAAGAACGAUAUUGAGUACCUGAAUAUGCUUAAAAGAGAAAAGAAAGCAUCCUCUAAGCUUUCUGGUAAAAUUUUCAUAAUCAUUAAAGCCGUCGUUGCCUCUGGAUGUAUGAUCAACUGUUAUAAAAUUUGCAAAAGAGGCAUUUUGAUGCUUUUUAGCAACUAUAGCAGUAAACUGACGAGAAUCGAGAACCAGAAGAUAAUAACCAAAGUCUAUUACGUCUUCAUGAGGGAUGAAAUCGUCUCUUCAAUCAUUAACGAAGUUCUGGAAAACGUGCAAUUACCAACAGCCUUUGACUUCUUGAUCUCGAGGGCUAAUUCAAUCUUCCUUGCAUGUGUCAUGAUAUCUUCUGUAGGAUACUUUCUAGAUUUCGCCAGAGUUAUGCUUAAAACCAAGUACCUGCAAAAGACUAAACUCCUUUCAGAUAAUACACUCGGCCUUGCAUUCGCCUGCUUCAUGGUACUCACAUUCCCUUCCCAGUUCUUCCUGGUAGUUCCAUUCCUUCCCAAACAACUCAAGCUUACUUUACUCGAUUAUCUGUUCCAAAAUGAUAUUUUCGUUUGGUUUGGGCUGAGGUACCGAUUUGACAUUAUUGUCUUGGCCACCAUUCUAUUAACUUUUGUUGGCGUGGUUUGUCUCCACUACUCUCGCUCCUUUAACAAAUUCAACUAUCAAGUUGGCUGUAACAUUUAA